Columba livia (rock pigeon) is the source of this 7378-nucleotide messenger RNA. RefSeq names its product tubulin tyrosine ligase like 7 (gene TTLL7). The transcript has 24 exons. Gene Ontology annotation, cellular component: cilium. Gene Ontology annotation, biological process: protein polyglutamylation; microtubule cytoskeleton organization. The record is from RefSeq and is a predicted model, not a curated record. Bases 2853 to 5585 code for a protein of 910 amino acids. Gene Ontology annotation, molecular function: tubulin binding; tubulin-glutamic acid ligase activity. NCBI's taxonomy places the organism in Eukaryota, Metazoa, Chordata, Aves, Columbiformes, Columbidae.
GCUCCGCAGGCGCCCGCUCGGAUGCUGCCGCCCGGCAGAGCCCCGUCGCACCGCCCGUGAGGCGCAGCCCGCUUCGCACGGCCUGGCCCCGCGGGACCUCCGCGCCCUCCGGGAGGACCGAAGUGCUCGGGGGCCUCCUCUGCUUCCCGGCCCGACAGAAAGACACCCCCUUUCUAUAUUUCUGAUGGUUUGGAUACAUUCCGCAUACUUCCAAAGGGAUCUGCCCACCAACUCGGGAGUGUUAGAGGAGGCCAGGAGAUCAAGCCUGUCAGCAGUUACUAGGUAUGAAGAGAAAAUGAAAGGACAUUGUGGCAUUUCUGUCAAAAGCAGCGCUGAGGGAUGCGAACACAUAUGGGCAGCAAGUCUUUGAUAAUUUCUGAGAAAAUGAAUUAAAAUUGAUGAGAAAUGAAAAUAAAAAAGAAGAUAUAUUCUUGUGAGUAGGUGUUUCAGAAUGUCUGAUGCAGAUAGUCAGUGCACCAUUUAGGUUCAUUGAUGAAGCAGCAACACCUUUCAGUCAGUUGUGGGACAUGCAUGUGUAGUGGUGUUCCAGCUGUUUGAGGAUAAUAGUUUAACAGUCCAGUUGGGGCUGACUCCGCAACAGCUGGAUGUAAGGAAAUUGGAGGCAAGACAGUUUAGGAGCCAUAGGGAAAAGCUGCCUGAUUUUACUACCAACUCUGUGCUUCCACAGGAAACUGUGUCUCGGUUGCACUGAGUUUCCUCCUAUAAUUUUCCACUGUUUCAAAGUCUUUCAAUUUUUCUCUUGUUUCUGGAAGAUGUACCUAUUCAGUCAUCACCCAAGUAGAGGCCUUAAUACUUGCUGAUUUGUUUUGUUGUUUUUGUUGUUGUUUAUUUAGUUGUUUGUUGUUUUUUUUUUAAAUUUUAUUUUUUUUCAUUUAUUUUGAGUGAGAUUUUCAUGCUGAGCAAUGGGGGUGGGAUUCAUCUACAUUAUAUAUCUACAAUCCAGAUACCUGCAGCUGCCCACACUGAUUAUACAUGGGCUGUCUGUGAAGGUAGCCCAGAGAAACCAACCCAAAGCUUACAUCGUAGGAGUGUACAUUUACACAGAUGAAUCCACUGUUUUGUCUUUAUAUUUGAGGAAUAAAUGUGGUUGCAUUGUCACCUGUGGGAUUUCAUUGUAGUAUUUUUCCCUACUGAUUUGUGUGAAAGGGGGAACCAUAUUUCUUAUAAACUGGGGAAAAUGGCAACAAACUGUGGUAGAACUAUUGAAUUUUCAGAGCUUAAUUUCUUUGUACUUAUGGUGCAAAUAUGCACGUUUGUUUGAUUUUCUAUUUCACUUGAAUGGGCAAGCUAGGGAGAAAUUUUCUGUGGUUCAGAGAGAACAUCCACUCUCACAGUUCAUAGACUAAGGGGGGAGACAGUAAGAGGAAAUGUAUACUGUAUAAUGUAUACUGUGGCCUUUGCACAUUCGGUUCCUAGCUUCAUUCUACCUGUAUAUGAUUCCUGAAGGAUGGCACCACAGCUAGUAGGACUGUAACCACUUUAUGUGAAAAAAUCCUCCACCUCUCUGGAUCUGUCUCUCUGCAGUACGCUGUCUUCGUAGUACAGGUGUGACAGCGACAGUGCAGUUGGUCUUGUCUGGCACACGCAAUGGGCCUGACUGCUGUAAAACUGAUGCAAGAAGAUGGAGUGAAGUUGAUUUCUCCAGAGUGUUCUCCAUAUUUUUAUUUUCAUUUAUUUAUUUAUUUAACAAGGAGAAAUAAUCCAUUUGAACAAAAGAAUUUUCCAAACCUUUUCUUGUCAGAUAGUCUUUGUGGUCCUCAGUCUCUCCUUAUUAAAGUAUACUGAGCUGUCAGAUCAGACCAAUCUUUUCUUAACGACAAAGAAGAAUCAUAAUACCAAGAAAAUUAAUCUUGUGAAAUGGUGUCAGAAAACAAUUCCUCCUAGAUAAAAAUUGACAUUGUAAAAGAAAACAACCAAAUUUAAGAAAUGUGGAUGGUUUAAGAAAGAGAAUGUUAACAGAAAGAGUUAAUCUAGGAAAGGAAGUAACGUUUCUCUUCCUAUCACUUAAGAUUUCAUUUGGCUAAAAAAUGCUCUGUAAAGCUGUAAUCCUGGCCCCACUGAAAGCAAAUAAGUGUGAUUUCAAAACUGGAAUCUCGUUGGUCCAGGCUGGAAGAGAAUCAUAACAAUUUUUUUAAAUAGCAAUUUAUGAACUAUUCAUCUUCUUUAGCUUAUUUCUCUGCUACUAUUUUGUGCUAUUGUGGCCUUGACCUCUUAAAUCUACAUUUGGAGAAAUCAUUGUUCUGGUUACAGUACCUCACGGCUCUGAUAUAACUCCUUCCCAGUCACUGAGUCAUUUUCUGAUUUUAGAUUUUACUUCUUUUUAGGUUAUUGUUAUGACUAAAUCCUACUGACUUCCCACAGCUCUUGUCACACUUUAAAGUGAGAAAUAAUGCAUUCUUUUAUAAAAGGGAUCAUGCCUUUUUCUUUUCACUCAAAACACAGUCAGAAAAUAUCUAGAAAGGGUUAAGAAAGAAAUGUAAAAAGUGCCAGGGAUAGGCUAAAUGGGAAGGAGCUCCUGCUGCAGCCUCUUUCCCUGGUGUACCAGCACUGCCUGAGACUGUAUCAGCUGUGUUAUCGACAGAAGAAUCUGUUUCCAGAAGGCUGACUUUUCAGAUAGUUUCAGCAAUGCAACACUAACGGACAAGAUUGUGUGCAGUGUAUCUCUCCUGCUGACUCUCACACCUCUUCCAGGCAAUGAACUAAUAUUUGCUACAACCAGAGACUGAAAUGCUAUGACUGGAGCUUUAAAUAAUUUGCCUUUGACGGCUCCAUCAUUUUCUGAGAACUUGGAACGGAUUUUCGGCUCAGCUUCUGCACUAUCCUAGGUUAUAAUGCCAUCCUUGCCUCAUGAGAGAGAUAACCAUGGGACUGCUCCUCUGACUUUGAGUUCGGAACUACCCUAUCAAAGCACAAUUAAAAGAAAAGUCAGAAAGAAGAAGAAUGGAGUCAUCACUGCAAAUGUUGCUGGCACAAAAUAUGAAAUUGUACGUGUGGUAAUACAAGAAAUGGGAUUUGUGAAAACACGUGAUGAAGAUGAAACAGCUAAUCUUAUAUGGAGCGAUUCUGCUGUGCAACAUGAAAAGAUUGCUGAACUACGGAACUAUCAGAGAAUAAACCAUUUUCCAGGAAUGGGAGAGAUCUGCAGAAAGGAUUUUCUGGCAAGAAACAUGACUAAAAUGAUCAAGAGUCAGCCUCAGGAGUAUAGUUUUAUUCCUCGAACAUGGAUCUUCCCUGCAGAAUACACACAGUUUCAAAACUAUGUAAAAGAAUUGAAAAAGAAACGUAGACAGAAAACUUUCAUAGUCAAACCAGCUAAUGGUGCCAUGGGACAUGGGAUCUCUUUAAUAAGAAAUGGAGAAAAGUUACAAGCUCAGGAUCACUUGAUUGUUCAGGAAUAUCUUGACAAACCAUUUCUUAUGGAAGGCUACAAGUUUGAUUUACGUGUGUAUAUUCUUGUGACCUCCUGUGAUCCAUUGAAAGUAUUUUUAUAUCAUGAUGGACUGGUGAGAAUGGGCACAGAAAAGUAUCAUCCCCCCAGUGACUCAAAUUUGAGUCAAUUGUAUAUGCAUCUGACUAACUACUCUGUCAAUAAACAUAAUGAACGCUUUGAACGGGAUGAAACAGAAGACAAAGGAAGCAAACGCUCCAUAAAAUGGUUUACUGAAUUUCUAGAAACAAAUAAUCUGGAUGUCUCCAAAUUCUGGAGUGAUAUUUCAGAGUUAGUAGUGAAGACUCUCAUUGUUGCCGAGCCACAUGUUCUUCAUGCUUAUCGCAUGUGCAGGCCAGGGCAAGCACCGGGAAGCGACAGUGUCUGCUUUGAAGUCCUGGGAUUUGAUAUUCUGCUGGACAGAAAGCUAAAACCAUGGCUCCUAGAGGUUAAUCGUGCCCCAAGCUUUGGAACUGACCAAAAAAUAGACUAUGACGUAAAAAAAGGUGUUCUACUAAAUGCAUUAAAACUUCUCAACAUACGGACAAGUGAUAAAAGAAGAAAUUUAGCUCAACAGAAGGCCGAGGCUCAAAAAAGGCUGUAUGGUCAAGGUUCAAUGAAAAAACUGUUGCCAGGAUCCUCAGACUGGGAGAAGCAGCGCCACACACUGGAAAGGAGAAAAGAAGAACUGAAGGAAAGACUUGCACAAGUACGUAAACAGAUUUCCAAAGAGGAGCAUGAAAAUAGACACAUGGGGAACUACAGGCGAAUUUAUCCUCCAGAUGAUAAGACGUUACUUGAAAAGUAUGAGAGUUUGUUAACCGCCGCUUUCCAGACAUUUCUUGCUGGGAGAGCAGCUUCACUUCAGCGGGAAAUGAAUAACCCUUUAAAAAGAAUGAAGGAGGAGGACAUUUUGGAUCUUCUGGAGCAGUGCGAAAUAGAUGAUGAAAAACUAAUGGGAAAAUGCACGAGGCAGCGAGGACCUAAGCCAUUGUAUUCAAUGCCAGAAAGCACACAGCCCUUAAGAAAACUCAAGAACUACAAUAGCGAUAGCAGCUGUGAUAGUGGUAGCAGUAUGUCGGAAUCGGGAGAAGAAACUGAAAAGGAAGAUCACAAUGAAAAAAAAGAGAAGAAAGUUUCAUAUGAUCUUGAAGAAAAUAAAGAAAAAUCUUUGGAACGUUCGGGUAGAAUGAACUGGAAGCCUUUGAUUAAAAAUAUAAAAUCUCCAUCAUGUUCACCCCCCACCUCAUCCACAGGUCCAAUAAGGCGUUCUGUAAGCUGCCCUCGUUCGAUAUCAAUACUGACUAUGCAGUCACAGGCAGCAGAGCAACGUCCCUUUUCAGCCAAAACACCUCUGCAAAGCCAGCGUGCAUCCUCAGUGAACAGGUCUCAUUCUUUAAAUCGAAGCCCAUCUUCAGCCAGAGUCUCUCAGACACCCAGUUUGGGAGCUAUGAACUCAUCGGGGAGUGAGUCUUUGCUGCAACAGAAAACAAAAGAGCAAGAAGUUGCUUUGACAAAAGAGACUCUUCUCAUUAUCAAUGACAUGAGAAUGAGGUUCCCGGGAAAAACAGAUGAAGAAUCAGAACUAAUUAUAGAAGAUAUUAUGGAUAAUUGGAAGUAUCAUAAAACAAAAGUGGCAUCCUAUUGGUUGGUAAAACUGGAUUCUGUGAAGCAACGAAAAGUUUUGGAUAUAGUCAAGAGAAGUGUUCGUGCAGUUCUACAGCGUGUCUGGAAGGCUCCAGACAUUGAAAAUUUACAUCUGUACCGUCUCUUCAACCGUGUAUUUAAUCGUUUACUUUGGAGCCACGGUCAAGGUCUAUGGAAUUGUUUCUGUAAUUCAGGGAGCUCUUGGGAAACCAUAUUCAGUAAAAGCACAGAGGUGGUGACGCCUGAGCAACUCCAGUGUUGCCGACGAAUAGUACAACUUUGUAAACACUGCCUGCUGGUGGUUUACAAAUAUUCAUCAGAUUCAAGAGGAUCCCCAACUGGGAUUAGCCCCUACUGGGAUGAUACAAGGUAUUUAUUGUCAGGACCUUCACUGUUCAUCAUGAAAUCAUCCUCGUCCAACCUUAGCUGCAGUUCAUCUGGAAUGCCUCGCCAUAACAUUUUGUUCACACACAGAUACAGUCAUUUGUGAAGCAAAAGGAAAGUUGCUGUUCUUUGUAAAUAAUGACACUCCAUGUAUUUUUUUUUCAAAUUAAAAUUUGUCAUGGAGCUAAAUACAAGCACUGUUAUAUAAUUGCUACCAUAUUAUGAUAAAAUUUAGCUGAAAACCUACUGUAAAAGCAUAGCUUUUCUGGGAAACAUAAUAAACCUUGUUAAGUUGUUUACACACACAUGUGAAUGUGUAGAUCUUGCUAGGUUUAUAAGUAAUUCCUUCCUACUAGAAAUGUAAUUUUUGCUGCAGAAUAUAUAAAAUGGAAUUGAUCUUGAAGAUCCUAUUACAGUGUUACAUUAUUUUGUAAGUAAAAUACUUUGACUUGAAUAUUAUUUAUUGUAAAGUUAUAUGAUUUAUUGUCUCAAAUGUAAUUUAUCCUUUAAUAAGGAAGAUGAUUUAAAAACUGUAGUAGAACAGUAAAACUGCAACUGUCAUCAAAAUAAUCUGACCAUUUCUUAGACAUGUUUAAAAUAAUCCCCAAAACUCUUUAAGCCAAACCUGAGGCAGACAUAUUUUUAUUUCUCCUCUGAAAUUACAAGAUCUAUUUAAUGCUGCUAUUUUUCUUAAAGGAUGUGGUAUAGUAUCUUUUAGCCAAAGUGAAGGCAUCUAGCACAUAAACAGUAAAAACAUCAGUUUAGGCAUUCAGUGUCUAAUUGGAUUCUUGUACUAAAGUGGAAGCCAAUGUUUGUUACCAGUUUUUCACUCCCAUUACCUAUGUCCUGUGCCUUUAGGUUUCCUUUGGGAGCAAGCAGUCACCUCUGACUUGCACAGGCUUGCAUAGUGCAUAGUUUUUCUGUUUCACUGCACAAGUGGAAAAGCAGACAUUUUUAGGAAAUACUGCAGCUGUAAUGUAUUAUUUCAACCGUAAACUAAUUGGUUUCUUGUAGUUUCUAACAUACAACCCAGUACCUAUGCUAGAAUGUCUCCUUGCAAUGGACAGUAUUUUCUAGAUUGCUGACACCUGUAAAUGUUGGAAAUCUAAUUCAUUAGAAAGCCUCCAUUCAGAUUCAGCUUCCUGGGUCUGGCUGAAGGGCACAAAAAGAAAUGAGCCAGAGCAGGAAUCUACUAUUAACAGGACUUGUAACCUGAAAGCAUCAUUCAGGUUUUGGUACACCAAUUCAUUCCACUCAGCAUUGUGCCAUAUGAGCCUUAUUCAUUACAGAAAUAAUUAUUUUAAAAAAAUCAGUUAAUCUAGAUUUAAAAAUGAAUUUUUUUAACUGAGUAAAGAAAAGAGUAGUAAUUAUUUACCAAAGACUUGUUUACUUACCAAUCAUGUAACCCUGGAACGUGUUUGUAAAUUAUAGAUAUAUUUCAGGUAUACUUAAAUGAAUAAUUUGGGGACUAAUUAUCCUCAAGAGCAAGUAUGUUAGAGGUUUUUGAUAUCCAGAGACUUAAGACUAAUUUAAGACACUUAAGAAAUUUGAGACUGAAGUUGUCUGGAAAGGAUUUUUAAAAAUUUUAGUCACAGCAUAUAAAAACUGGGAAUUUGGGUGAGAUUUUUGAUGCUUGUGCUGUAGUGCCUCACCUCUAGAACUGCAGGAUCUACGAGAAUGAGAGACUAUUUGUAAACAAUUAAAAACAUCUCUUGGGAUUAGCCAAAUAUAAGCAGUCUUCUGGUCUGGAAAAGUCGUUUUCAUUUUUUGUGGUAAUACUAGUUUAGUAAUAGAGUAUGUUCACAUUAACUGUGUAUUUCUUUUGGUCCAUAAAGUGACUACUGAUAAAGCAUACUGUGGUUAUCUGUGAGACCUAAUAAAAGCUGUAAUUUCUCUUGG